Molecule: messenger RNA, 1617 nt
Organism: Acytostelium subglobosum LB1
Lineage: Eukaryota; Evosea; Eumycetozoa; Acytosteliales; Acytosteliaceae
Exons: 4
Biological process (GO): intra-Golgi vesicle-mediated transport
Cellular component (GO): COG complex
Source: RefSeq, a predicted model, not a curated record
UUCACUGACAUUCAUACAAAUAAUAAUAGAAUGAAUACAACAUUGUCAAGAAAGAUACAAAAGGUGUUGGAGAUUAAACUUGACUCAUCCAACUCUGAGUUGGUACAUUCAUUGGAUGAGUUAUCAAGUUUCUACCAAACAAACACACUCAAUGCUAGAAGGAACCUUAGGAAUGACAUUGAGAGGCGUUAUCUAGAUAUAAACACUCAGUUCUUGGAUCAAUUCACUCUUUUAAACAAUGUAAUAUCACAAGCCAUCCAGACCGAGCAGCCAGAGAUGCCCAGUGGCGCACUGUUGCCACAAUCUCUGAGCGCGCUGCAGGAGCGUCCCCUGCUGCUCACCUUCUGUCUGGAGGAGAUUGGAGAGUAUAGAUGCAAGUGUCUCACCAGCUCAUUCAUCACCGCGCUCACAAUGGGCGGACACAACGGCACACCACGACCAAUCGAGAUCAAUGCUCAUGAUCCCCUGCGAUUCCUUGGUGACAUGUUGGCCUGGAUUCACCAGACCCUGGCUUCAGAGUACGAACUACUCUCCGCUCUGCUCGGCAGGAUCACAAUCACAGUCCCAUCAAAGAAUGACGACAUUGACUUUGGGGAUGCUUCUCAGUUGACUGCUGGCGGACAGCAGGAUGAACUACAGCACCAGAUCAAGCCAAUUGACAAAGUGCUUGACAUUGGCUUCGAGGCGGUGAACCGUCCGCUCACAGUGAGAGUCGAGCAGAUAUUACAAUCAAAGCCUGGCAUCACCACUAUAUAUAAGAUGAUCACAUUGUUGGAUUUCUACUCGAGGAUUGCAUCAUCGAUCGUUACCAACAAGACAUCACGUGUCAGUUCCAUAAUGAACGACAUCAAGCACACCUGUCUCAACAGCUUCUUCACUCUGAUCAAGGACAGCUUUGAAAAGAUACAUCGAGCGCCUCAAACACCUUCAAUCGAACUCGUCCCGACCAACGAGAUCAAAGAGUCCAUCAAUAAGCUGAAGGAACUUAUUACAACAUUCAAUGGAUCACUUGUUCCUGAUAGCGAGCGCGAGGAGGAGUUCAAGCCAAUACUCACAUCAAUGGUGGACCCAAUCGUCAACUUGGCAACUGUGUGCGCCACAACUUCAAAGUUGCCAAUGGCCAGCAUGGCAGUGUACAUUAUUAAUAGUCUCAGUCUGUUGCAGUCGACACUGUCACUGCAUAACUUCACCAAGAGCAGGAUGGACAUUCUGGUCGGACAGAUUGACGCACACAUGGACACGCUGGUCGAGGAGCAGACGUCCGAGCUGCUUGGCCAGCUUGGCCUGUCGCACAAGAUCAGCAUACUUCAAUAUCACGACAGCACGAGCGAGGGCAAGACCCCUCUGUCACAGGUCGCGGGCAUGGACCGUCUGUCCAUCACGCAAUGUCUGCGCCAGUUUGACACGACGCUGGAGAGCUCAUUCGGCUCGCUGGCCAUGCCAGCCUGCGACAAGAUAUCAAACACAAAGUUGAAGAACCUGGCCAAAUUGAGCGUCACCAAUCUGAUCGUCUCUGCCUACUCAUCACUCUACACCAACAUCCGAGAUCCAACCAAUCAAUACGACGACUGCAAUUCAAUCUUCCAAUAUACUCCCGAUCAAAUCAAGAAGAUGUUA